GAGACAUGACAAAAAUAUCAAAAGGCAGAAAGCACGCUGUACCAUGCGAGCUAAAUUGGUGACCGAUGGGAUCGAGGAUGUCGGAUUAAUGGUGACUACCGCAGCCCGUUUUCGCAGAGGAAGCUUCUCUAUUGCAACUUGGGCGCAGAGGGUCCGCGGGGAAACAUGGCCGAAGGAGGGCCGGGUAAAGGUGGCGGAGAAGACCCCGCCAAGUCCACCGAGCAGGAGGACCGGACUCGACCUCAGAUCCUGUCGGGAUCGGGCUUCUGCAAAUGGUUCAACGUCCGGAUGGGCUUUGGAUUUAUCUCAAUGACCAGCAGCGAAGGGAGCCCCGUCGACCCACCUCUGGAUGUUUUCGUCCACCAAAGCAAACUGGUGAUGGAGGGCUUCCGCAGCUUAAAGGAGGGUGAGCAGGUGGAGUUCACCUAUAAGAAGUCCUCUAAGGGCCUGGAGUCCCUGCGGGUGACCGGACCUGGUGGGGGACCCUGUGCAGGCAGCGAGAGGAGACCAAAAGGGAAGGUCCCACUCCAGAAACGCAAACCAAAGGGAGACCGCUGUUAUAACUGUGGAGGUCUGGAUCACCAUGCCAAGGAGUGUGGCCUGCCCCCCCAGCCAAAGAAAUGCCACUACUGCCAGAGCAUCACGCACAUGGUGGCUCAGUGUCCCCACAAGGCGCUGGCGCCUGCCACAGGCUCUCAGGACCAACAUGCGUCUACCUCGGCCUCCAGCCCAGGGACCGGGCCCUAUCUCUGUCCCCCAGAGGAGGAGGAGCGCUCCAGCUCGUCUCCUCUGGAGGGCUCCUCCUCCUCCCCUGAGGAGCCCCACACACACCGCGGCCCCCGGACCCAGAGGUGGAGGAAAUCCUGA
Scomber japonicus (chub mackerel) is the source of this 867-nucleotide messenger RNA. RefSeq names its product lin-28 homolog B (C. elegans) (gene lin28b). Gene Ontology annotation, molecular function: nucleic acid binding; zinc ion binding. The record is from RefSeq and is a predicted model, not a curated record. The coding region runs from base 166 to 867 and encodes 233 amino acids. The transcript has 4 exons. Lineage: Eukaryota; Metazoa; Chordata; Actinopteri; Scombriformes; Scombridae.